Molecule: messenger RNA, 4786 nt
Organism: Notodromas monacha
Lineage: Eukaryota; Metazoa; Arthropoda; Ostracoda; Podocopida; Cyprididae
Source: the annotation of a GenBank genome assembly
UGUGCUUACCUUCAGAUCUUGAUUUCCAUCAAUAGUGGAUAGAAUUCAAAUUCAUAUGGGCCAAUCUGAGAAAGGCGCUGACGGUCAUGAAGCGCUCUGUGUCCCUGCACGCAGGAAGUUACUGUCACGGAUGCAUCCGUGUGAGAUUCACCUGCACUUGUCCUGUGUCGAUUAGCGCGUCCUUGGUGGUUAAUUAAAGUGGAAGUCUUCCGUGAAUUUCUAACGCGAAAAUGUCGGAGUCUGAGGAAGAAGACUUCGUCAUGUAUGGCACGCCACUCGAUCCGAUCGAAGAAGACGACUUGAAGCGGAAAAAACCAACAUCCGUCGAAGAUCAGAUCGUCACGGAUGAGCAAGGAAGACGAAGAUUCCAUGGAGCUUUCACGGGCGGAUUCUCGGCGGGGUUUUACAAUUCGGUGGGAACUCGUGAUGGCUGGUCACCGGCGACGUUUACUUCUAGCAGGCAAAAGCGAAAUGCUACGAUGCCCCGCGGAGCCGAACAUUACAUGGAUGAUGAAGAUGUCGGAGAAUUCGGGUUCGCACCGAAGGGCAUUAUCGCCACUGAUACAUUUAUUUCCCGGUUAGAUUCUGCCAAACUAUUGGCAGCUAAACGCAGAAAAAUGGAAGCUGGCACGGAAGUUAUCCCGGGAGCAUCGUUUCUUGAGGAUAUGAUUACCCCAGUCAAGGAUUCUAAAGGAGUGGUUCUUCUGCGUCAAAUGGGCUGGAAGCCAGGGCAAGGGGUUGGUCCGCGUGUUUCGAAAGAUACGCCUGAAGAGGGAGAAGAGGAAGAAAGAAAAGUAUAUGGCUGUCACAUUCCAGAGGAGUUCAGAAAAACAAUGGAAAAAAGUGAAAUAACCUUCGCGCCUGAUGAUGCACCAGCGUGGAUACUUGUUCCGAAGAAAGACCUUUUUGGGCUGGGCUAUUCAGGUUUACAGCGCGGCAAUGUUCUUGGGCUUGAGGCAUCUGUUAGUGGUCCCAAACUGGUCAUGGCAGAAAAGGGAAAUAGACGCGUCAAGAUAACGGGUCAGGCUUUCGGCGUUGGUGCGUUUGAAGAAGAGGAUGAGGAUAUAUACGGCACUGAAGAUUUGACCAAGUACGACUUUGAGUUGAAAUCCAACGUCGAAAAACAGAAGUCACGAGACCCCAAAGACCGCGAAAUAAAUCCGUACAAGAAGUAUGAAGGCGAUGACGUACCGGGUUUUGUUCUAUCAAGAGUUGUGAUUACGCCAAAGAUUUACAAGCCGCCUCCAAUUCCGGACUCCUACCGUCCUAAAUACCGUUUGUACCCAAGUUGCAAGGGAAUCCGCGAACCAAAUUCUUCCCGCUGGGACAUAAAACCGGUGGAGCGUGCAAAAGAAGAAACUCAAAAUGUCAAAGUGGGGCUGAAUAGACAUUCAUUGUCGUCUCGUGAACGUGGGGCGCUCCUCGGAGAAGAAGCUGCUCCACGAAAGGAGUUGAAUGAACAAAUAUUGAGCCUUGGACAGGAACCCGUGGAAGAUGUGACCCCUGCAUCAACUGCUCUUGCACUGCUUCCUACGAAGGCGGAAUCCAAGUUUAGCGGUUCGACCUUUCGUCCGAAGAUUCGACCGUUUUCGCGGGAUUUAGAGAAGCAAAAGCGCUAUGAGCAAUAUUUGGUUCUCCGACAGAAUAACCAAGCAGAUCAACUGAAAUCUCUUCAACCUUCAAACAUGCUGGAUGCUGAUCGGGCCCAAGAACAGGCCAUGUUUGAGAGAGCUGCGACGGUGUAUGAGCCCCUCAACUCCGGUAUCAUGUCGAGAUUCGUGUCGAGUGGUACCACUGAUGCUACGAAACCUCUUCCGGAAAUCGAAAUUCAACCGGACGUGAAGGCUGCAAAUAUGAAGAUGUAUGGGAAAUUGACGCGUAUCGUAGCAGAAUGGUUUCCUGGCGACUUGUUGUGUAAGCGGUUCAACGUGAAAAAUCCUCAUCCCGACUCCAAAGAAGCACAGUCGCUUCAGGAAACAAAGCCAAAAACCAGACUCAAUCUUGCCGAUAUUCUCGGCGAAAUUUCUGUCCCAUCGAGUUCACAGGUGGAGGUAUCGCAAGAUUCAUUGAAGUCUUCCGACAAAACGCGGACUUCGCCACCUCGACUUGUCUCUCCUGUCGAGAAGAAGGUUGAUGUCGCCAAAAUCACCGUCGAAGAUCAUUCUUUGAUUCCGGAAGCUUGCGAGGAACCGGAAAUGAUCGCGGAAGAAGACAUCCAGCGACCCUCGAUUGACUUAUUCCGUGCUAUAUUUGAUGAAGACUCCGAAGAUGAAAGUGAAAAAGUGACCGUAGCUAGUCAAGAACCUGACGAGAUGAAAUCACGUACAACCCCUCCGAAAAAUCACGAUGAUCGGAAUAGCGGUGUAAAGUCUGCGAUGUUCAGUUCACGCAACAUUUCAAAAACCAACGAGGACUCCAGAAAUUCGAGAGAUGAUGCGAGUAGAAGCUCGACAGGAAAUGCUGGGAUUUUGGCCAAUCUUGACCUAAAAUCCCUCGAAGAAAAGUGGAAAACCAAUACCGAAGCGCUUUUCAAGAAAUUUUCCUUGGAGAAGAAGAGUCAAAAGGAAGUCAAAAUUUCAGCUCCCGUUGACACGUACGGCCCUUCACUUCCGCCGUUGGCGAGUGCUCAAGUAGACGACGAGUUGACGAGAGAAAGUUCUAAGAAGUCCUCUGAUUCCGAGGAUUCUCGCGUUUCCGAGUUACGUUCCGGCCGAAAGAAAAUGAAGAAACACAAGCAUCAUAAAAAGCAUUCCCACAAGAAAGACAAAAAGAAGGAGCGCAAAAAAAGCAAAAGACGCUCAUCUGAUACAUAGUGCUGUGAGUUGGUAAAUCUCCGCAAUACAAUAAAAAAACUUCGAAAACUUGAUCGAGUUUUUAUUUUUGAAAAAUUUAGGCAAAUCGUUGAAAUUAAUCUGAAAAGAGUUCAUGGUGAACGUUAUUUUUUAUUUUUUGCAGAAUAAGUUCGUGCUUCUGUGAUAUUGUACAUCUAGUCAAUCUUUGUGCUCAUUUGUGUAAUGAAAAAAUGUCGCGAACGGUGGAAUAUUCCAAGGUCGCUGCUUUAAUUCUGGCUCGAGGUGGGAGCAAAGGAGUUCCCCUAAAAAACAUCAAAAAUCUUUGCGGACAUCCUCUGAUUGCUUGGGCAAUCAACGCAUGCACGAAAGCAAAAGGGGUCGACGACGUUUGGGUUUCUACGGAUUCUGAUCUCAUUGCUGAAGAGGCUCGAAAAUGCGGAGCCCUUGUUCACCAGCGUGCCCCCUACACUGCUACUGAUGAAGCUCCUUCAAUGUUGGGUGUUCGGGAAUUCAUUCAGGCUCAUCCUGAAUAUGAAUUCAUCGGUCUAGUCCAGGCCACAUCACCCAUGAUCUUGCCCGAGUUCGUGGAUAGUGCUGUCGAGAAGAUGAAGUGUGGCGACUGGGAUAGUGUUUUUGCUGUCAAGCGAAUGCACACUUUUCUCUGGAAGGAGAACAAAUGUGACCAGGGCCUUGGUGCCUCCCCAAUCAAUGUUGAUCCAGCGAAUCGACCUAGAAGACAAGAUUGGCCUGGUGUCCUAGCAGAAAACGGGAUGUUCUACUUCUUUCGAUCGUCAACUUGUAUCUUAUCUCCUUUCCAGAGUGGGAGAAUUUCAGUCGUUGAAGUCCCUGACAAGUUUAGCCUGGAAAUUGACGACGAGUUGGAUUUCUGUUUGGCUAGGGAAAGCAUUUAUUUCCUGGCUGAUGAGUUGAUCUCAAGGGGUUCACUUAUCCCAUAUUCACGAUCUACCUGAGGUGCUACUAGUAAUAUGCAUGGUCGGCUGUAUGCCGUCAUGUAUAUUUAACUCGUGUGGUCGUCCCGGUGCUUGAGUUGUAUCUGCUGACAAUCUUCCUGAUUUUUCGCGGAUCUCAUUUGCAAUUAUGUGCUGAUCUUAGAAGUUAGAACUGAACAACGCCCACUGUGUUCCAGGAUGAUUUUGUGAUUCCCUGAUCGAGGCUUUUUUAUUUUAAUGUUUUUUAAAGGAAUGCUGUGUUCAAAUUUUUGUCUGACGGGAAAACGGGAAAUUUGAUGUGAAAGUGUUAUCCCAGUAUGUCCUCAAUGUUUUUUUUUGGAACCAAGGCAUGAAAUAGAAUUUGGCUUUAGCCAGGAUGACUGUGUGUAACGGAUUAUGCGGGAAAGUUUUCUAAAUAUUUUUCCCGUAUUCACGCGAAUAUGACGAAAUCCCCUUAUAGUUGUGUCACUGAAUGGACCUAAUCUUCAGCAACGUGAGUCUAUUACUCAUGAAGUAACCAUGUAAAAUAUACCAUUGUGCAGUACUUCGAAUACCUAAGUGAGUUAUUUUUAGGCCCCCAAAUUCUUCCGAAUGAAAUGUUUGAGACGAUGAUAAAUAAAUAAUCUGUUGCAUUUAAAAGGUAUUAAAAUGCAGUUCUAAAUCGGUAUUCUACUUUUAAUAUCUUGAAAUAACGAUCACUUUCACUAAUUAAUAUUGUGUUUCCCAUAGCUUCAAUUUUUGAAGGACAUUCCCUUUUCGCGAAGUUGAUUAUGCAAAGCAUUGUCUAAAGCAAAAAUGGGAGCUAGUGAUUUUUUGGCACAAAAAAAAAAACCGUUUACGGGGUGCCACAAUAUAGGUCGUAUAUGAUUUUAUUUAAUUUUCAGCGUUUAGAAUGAGUGCAAAAUGUUAAUUGACGCAAAAGGCAAAGAAAUAGAACACUGAAUCCAAAUGUUUUCAAAAGUUUGGACCAAAUAAUUGCUGUCUGAUUUCGCGUGAGCACGGGUAUGGAGGCAGAUGAAGCAACAUGUUGGACUUGCGAACGAA